CGCAGAUGCGCCGCCGUCCCACAAGGAUUUGAGCCGCAAUCUGAGACAUGAUCAGCAUCCAGACACGCCAGAAGAGGAACACGAACAGCACGAGAGAGAUUGAUGUGGGAGAGAGUGGUCUCUGUCCUGGAGAAUGAGGUCCGCCAACGAGCAACAAUGGCUGAGGCUACUGCGCUCUGCCCGUACAGUCUGGCCAGUCUCUCGUGCACAUUCCUGGCAUCAUCAUGCUGCCAGCAAUGCACAGCGGCGUUCAAUGUGCACGGGCGUGCGAGACCAGCAGAUGUGUACGUCCACUAUGUAAAUGAGUAAAUGUCGAGAUGAGGUCUGCGUCGACGGGAUCCGAGGGGCCACUCAGCAGGUCAAGUGCCUCUUUGAAUCCGCCUC
This is a messenger RNA of Microdochium trichocladiopsis, 384 nucleotides long. RefSeq lists its product as uncharacterized. The record is from RefSeq and is a predicted model, not a curated record. The transcript has a single exon. Lineage: Eukaryota; Fungi; Ascomycota; Sordariomycetes; Xylariales; Microdochiaceae. The coding region runs from base 103 to 309 and encodes 68 amino acids.